Molecule: messenger RNA, 600 nt
Organism: Trichosporon asahii var. asahii CBS 2479
Lineage: Eukaryota; Fungi; Basidiomycota; Tremellomycetes; Trichosporonales; Trichosporonaceae
Exons: 3
Coding region: 1-600 (199 amino acids)
Molecular function (GO): acyltransferase activity, transferring groups other than amino-acyl groups
Source: RefSeq, a predicted model, not a curated record
AUGCUCAGUAUACGCAGGUUGGAGCCUUCGUCGCCUCCAUCAGAAAUCGAUGCGGCGUCGGAGCUCUUGACGUCUGUCUUCGCCGACGACCAGUUGACGCGAAUCGUCUCCUCGCCCGUCCCCGGCUUACACGCCGCGCGCACGCGCUCAACCCUAGUCACGGGCGUGCUCGAUCUGGCCGUGUUUACGGCACACGAGAGUGAAUGCGAGAAGCUGCUCGGCGUACUGAUUCUGAAGCCACCAGGAAUUGUAGAUCGGCAUAGCGACGUCGUCCUGGCGAAUUACGCAAGGCUGCGAUCACAUGUCCACAAGCUUGAAGAAGACGCUUUCGGCGGCGUGACGAACCUGUGGUUCGUGAGCUUCGUUGGCGUUUCGCCAGAGGCGCAGGGGAAGGGCGUUGGACGAGUUUUGUGUGAUGCUGCCGCGCGGCUUGUACGAGACAAGGCGGAUGAGACGGGUGUUCGGACGCUCGCGCUGGUCGCUAUCAGCGAGGACGCGAUGCGCUUCUACAAGCGACUCGGUUUCGAGGAACGUGGAUAUGUCGAAUUCAAAGUUGGCGAUGAAUUGGUCAAGCGGUGGGCGAUGAGCAAGGAAUGCUGA